Sphaerulina musiva SO2202 is the source of this 1667-nucleotide messenger RNA. Its product is annotated as 2-nitropropane dioxygenase. The annotation marks the transcript as partial. Gene Ontology annotation, molecular function: nitronate monooxygenase activity. The record is from RefSeq and is a predicted model, not a curated record. The transcript is spliced from 3 exons. Lineage: Eukaryota; Fungi; Ascomycota; Dothideomycetes; Mycosphaerellales; Mycosphaerellaceae.
CAUGAACAUCUCCGCCUCCACCGAUGGCACCCAGCCUCGCCCUAUCCUGCGCACUCCCAUCUGCGACCUUCUCGGCAUAGAAUACCCCGUGAUCCUCGCCGGCAUGGCACGCACUUCCUCUGGCCCCCUCGCCGCGGCAGUCAGUAACGCAGGUGGUCUCGGAGUCAUCGGCGGCCUCGGCUACACACCCCAAGCCAUGCGAGACAUUAUCCACGAGAUAAAGGCGAAUCUGCAAGAUCCAAAUCUCCCCUUUGGCGUUGACCUCGCUUUGCCACAAGUCGGUGGUAGCGCUCGAAAGACCAAUCAUGAUUACACACACGGUCAAUUGGACGAAUUAAUUGAUGUGGUGAUUGAGGAGAAGGCCAAACUGUUCGUGUCUGCUGUGGGUGUUCCGCCCGCUCAUGUCAUCAAACGUUUGCAUGAAGCGGGCAUUUUGAUUAUGAACAUGGUGGGACAUCCUAAACAUGCGCACAAAGCGCUGAAAGCGGGCGUGGAUAUUGUUUGCGCGCAAGGAGGGGAAGGAGGUGGACACACUGGUGACAUCGCAACGAGUAUCUUGAUCCCGAGCGUGGUGGAUGUGGCGAGACAGUACAAGUCCCCUUUGACGGGGAAGACGGCGAUGGUUAUUGCUGCUGGUGGGAUCUAUAACGGGAGGUCUUUGGCUGCGAGUCUAUCGUAUGGAGCUGUGGGGGCCUGGGUGGGGACACGUUUCGUGGCUUCGACUGAAGCGGGUUGUUCGCAGCAACACAAAGAAGCUGUUGUCACUGCGCAAUUCGAGGAUACACUAAGAACGCUUGUAGUUUCCGGAAGACCGCUGCGGGUAAAGAUGAAUGAUUAUAUCAAGUCUUGGGAGGUGGACAGACCUGAGGAGGUGAAGAGGUUGUGUGACCAGGGGAUAGUGCCUUUGGCUCAUGACAUGGAGAACUUGCCCGACGACAAACAGGAUACUAUCGACAUUCCACAUUUGAUGGGCCAGGUCGCUGGUGCUAUUGAGAAGAUCCAACCGGCAAAGGAGAUUUUGGAAGAGAUGGUGACAGAGUGUGUGGAAGUCUUGAAAGCUCAGCAGACAUAUCUGGAAGCCGAUAUCAAGAGUAAACUAUAGACCACUGCCAGAUACCCUCCUCCCUUCCCGUGGAAAAUAUCAUCUCGCCCCUUAUUUUUAUCGAACAAUCUCCACAAGCUUCACAUACGUCUCCUGCGGUGCAUGUGUAACCGAAUCCCUCGCAGCCCAAGUAUCAUACUUCAGCGGAACCGGCUCCAACUUAAAAUUCCACACAAUCAACGUCAACAGCACACGCAAUUCGAGAUAGGCCAUUUUGCGUCCAAAACACGAUCGAAUCCCCCCUCCAAAGGGGAAACUCUGUCCCGCGCGAGGGUUAAACACCAUUUUCCCCCCAUCAUCCGGAGAAAAUGUGAGCCAGCGAUCUGGUUGAAAUUCGCUAAUUGUUUGAGGAUCCCAUGUGCCAUUUUUCUCUUUGGACGCUUGACUGGAUGGAGAACGAGAGGUUUCGGGUACGGGAAUGGGUGUUUCGAUGAAAUCGGGGCCGAGUGCUGCCAUGAAAAUUUGCGUUCCUUUCGGUAUCACAUAUCCCAACACUUCCGUAUCCACCAUGGCAUCUCUCGCCAUAACGGGCAAGACUCCCGCGACACGCAGACAUUCUUCAAUC